Messenger RNA from Dichomitus squalens LYAD-421 SS1, 1237 nucleotides. Its product is annotated as terpenoid cyclases/Protein prenyltransferase. The record is from RefSeq and is a predicted model, not a curated record. Gene Ontology annotation, biological process: protein geranylgeranylation. The transcript has 9 exons. Gene Ontology annotation, molecular function: CAAX-protein geranylgeranyltransferase activity. The coding region runs from base 73 to 1146 and encodes 357 amino acids. Gene Ontology annotation, cellular component: CAAX-protein geranylgeranyltransferase complex. Lineage: Eukaryota; Fungi; Basidiomycota; Agaricomycetes; Polyporales; Polyporaceae.
CGUGCGUCGACAUUGCAUGCGGAAUAUCUGACAAUUAGACUGCAUAGGCGUGAAACCCCACUGGAAGUGGGUAUGGGCGACCCUCGAACUCUUGCACGAGGCGGCCACGCGUCCCAUAGUAGUCGAUGCCUGAUAGGUCUCCCUUCGAGCCAAGUUGAGGUGGACCCUUCGAGGAUAGCUGUGAUUUUCUAUUGCUUAGGAACAAUGGAUAUCCUGAGCACACUGCAAUUGCAAUCAGGCGAACAGGAUCGAGAAUCAUGGAAAGAAUGGUUUUGGGAACAACAAAUUUCUAGUCCGUACGGGACGGGAUUUAGGCCCAGCACAUAUAUGACGCCUGAAGACCACCAUGGCGAGCCCUCGGAGUACAAUACAGGCCAUCUCGUCAUGACGUAUACCGCCUUGCUCUGUCUUUCUAUACUCCGUGACGACUUCUCAAACCUCGAUCGGCGCGGGAUCUUACACCUUUUGCGGUCUUGUCAGCAGCCGGACGGAAGUUUUACCGCUUUACCCACAGGUGGAGAGUCCGACCUGAGGAUGACAUACUGCGCGUUCGUAAUCAGCAGCUUACUUGACGACUGGUCUGGUAUCGACCUGGAUCAUGCCUUAGCCUAUAUCGACAAAUGCUAUAGCUAUGAAGGCGGAUACGGGCAAAGUCCAUUCGGCGAAGCCCUUGGAGGAACUACCUACUGCGCGGUCGCCUCCCUAGGCCUUGCCCCAGAUACCCCGACGUCUUCUCGCGCGACGCGGCUGGCAGGUGUGAAUCGCGCGCGCACGAUCCGAUGGCUAGUGCAGAAUCAAACAGAGUCCGGUGGCUUCUCCGGUCGGACGAACAAGCUUGCUGAUGCCUGCUACUGUUUCUGGUGCGGGGCCGCUCUAGCGAUCCUGGGAGAAGGCGACCUCGUCAACGAGCGCACGUUGACAGAGUUCCUCGCCAACUGCCAGUUCAAGUUCGGCGGGAUUGCUAAGGCUCCCGGGGAACGUCCAGAUCCUUACCAUACUUACCUGUCUCUGGCGAUUCUAGCGAUCCUCCCUGCGGACCAUGGAAAUGACGAAACGUGGAAGCUUCCGCGCCUAAAUCCCCUGUGGAACGCAACAGAAGACACUGCGCAGUGGGCCAGGGCACACAUACCGGCAAAAGCGAGCUGAUGAACGGGUUCCCAGGAGAAGCAUACGAGUUCAAUGGAUCUACGCGAAGUAGUCUAGGAUUCGAUUGCGCAAUGAUACAAACUACACAGUU